This is a messenger RNA of Pseudocercospora fijiensis CIRAD86, 2871 nucleotides long. RefSeq lists its product as uncharacterized. The record is from RefSeq and is a predicted model, not a curated record. The coding region runs from base 1 to 2871 and encodes 956 amino acids. Gene Ontology annotation, molecular function: steroid hydroxylase activity; heme binding; iron ion binding. The transcript has 9 exons. NCBI's taxonomy places the organism in Eukaryota, Fungi, Ascomycota, Dothideomycetes, Mycosphaerellales, Mycosphaerellaceae.
AUGCCGAUACUUAUGCAAUUUUCGACCCUUCCAGCUUGCCCAUCGCAAGAGAUACCUGGCCAUGAUUUCCAUUGCUCAAAGCUCAUGACUAUACACCUACCAGCUCGGGUGAGGUUCAGAUGCUAUACCCGUCACCCCGACGACAUGGACAUAUUCGAGAACUUUGCGGUGCUCAAUUCCGGCUUGAUAUGGUCUCUUGCACCGUUCAUAGUGGCCGCGGUCAUUCUCGCCACCACUAGAAUAUGGACAACGCUUCGCUACCACCUCGCUCUCCGUCAAUUUGAAGCCUCAGCUCCAGGUCCCAAGGUGGUCCAGCCGCCUCAAGUCCCAUAUUGGAUCCCAUGGCUUGGCAACACCCUCUCCUUCGUAGCUCCAUACCCCGGCCGAUUCUACACGAACCUCUUCAAAUGGCAUCCCAGAUCCGUAGGCGUGACGACUUUAAUCAUAGGAGGCAAAAGAUGCCACAUUGUGCACUCACCUCCAGCCGUCCAGGCGCUUUUCAAAGCACGAACGCCUCAUCGAGAACUGAUCGAAGUGGAUCUCUUCAGCAAAGUUUUCGAUAUGCCCAUGAGUGAGAUACGGAAUGCUCAGGCGGGGAAGCAUUUCGAAGUCGAAUUGAAUGCCAAGUAUAUGACGAAUUUUGACCGAGUCAAUGAGCUCACAGAGCAAUUCUUGCGGGUCUUUGAGGAUGUGUUGAAGACAGAUGCUGAGGAGAUGGUCAAGUUGGACCAAGUUGGACUGUUCGAAUGGUUGAGAGAUCGUAUGUUUACGGCAAGUGUCACGGCUUUGCAUGGAGAGAAGCUCUUGGAGAUGUAUCCAACAUUCGGUCAAGACUUUUUCCGCUGGGAGGCAGAGUUCUUGCAGUGGUUUUUCGGUAAACCGGGGUUCUUGAUGCGAGAAGCAGAUGAGCGGCGGAAGAAGAUAUACAGGAGAUUGGAGGAAUGGAGCAGAGAAAUGCAUCGUUUGUGCGGCGGACAGCCUGUUGAUCCUGACCAGGGACCUGCUUGGGAGCCAUACUUUGGAAGUCGCCUGAGCCGAGCACGUCAGAUGGACUACAAGAACCGCCAGCUUUCUCCACGAUCUGGCGCUUGCUUGGAUGCUGGAAUUACAUUCGGGCUGGCAUCAAAUGUUAUCCCUGCAACGAAUUGGAUGUUGUUCCACAUCCUGGAUCCCAAAGCUCCAGCAUCGCUUCUUCCAAGGGUUCUGAACGAAAUCAAAGAGUCGACGGGACCGGACGGCAGCCUAGAUGUGCUGACGCUCAUCACUCAACCACUUCUGCAGAGCAUCUGGAUCGAAAGUCUCCGGCUGUACUCCGACUUGCUGGUCAGCCGUGAUCUUCCCGAAGAGCUCAUCUUACCCAUAGACGAAGAUGGAAAGCUUCUGGCUCAGCUUCAUAAAGGCGACAGGGUCUUUGCUCCUUCUUACCUCUCACAGCACAGCCCCAGCUGGGCCGUAGGCGAGUCAGACGCAUACUGCUUCGAUGCCGAGCGCUUUCUGACCACGGAUCCAAAAACUGGUAAACAGACCUUCUCGAUGAGUGGAACUGCGGGCAGAUUCUUUCCUUUCGGAGGAGGCAAGACCUUGUGUCCCGGAAGAAUUUUUGCGAAACAGGAAGCGAUUGGAGCCUUGGCAAUGGUACUGUUGAGGUUCGAUGUUCGAUUUCGAGGUUAUGUUGAUGAGGAUGGAAAGCCUACAAGCGAGUUCCCGGGCUUUAAGAAGGCAUUCCCAGGCACCGGCGCUCUGGCACCUGGAGGUGACAUGCUGGUAAGGCUUGAAGAGAAAAUUGGCUACUGUAUCAAUGGAGAACGAGGCUUUUUAGCAUUGUGGAAGAUCAAGCAACCGCUGAUCUCUGCAUUUAUGCACCUAGUCCACUUUCCAAUAGGAAUUAUCGAUAAUGUGUCUCCAUCCAUCAACACCAACGCGAUGCCUGUGAUGCGAAGGUCGUGGAACCUGCGCCGUUACAAUUGCCUACGACAGACGCCGAAGUCAUGUCGUGUCUCGGCAUACGGGCUCGACGAUGGUGUUGUACUGUACGCUUCGUACAAUUCCUCCGACGUGGAAAACAGCUCUGAGCUGCACAGUUACACAUAUGAACCGCCGCUGCCUAUGCUCAGCAUGUGCAAGACUUUGUCUUCCAUGGUAAUGCUGUUCGCAUCUCUCUUCCAGCUCAUCUUUGCUUCCUCACCAUCCGAACCGCGAUGCCGCUGCUUCCCAGGCGAUACGUGCUGGCCUUCAGCACAAGAUUGGAGCGCGUUCAACACAUCCGUCGCCGGAAAGCUUGUGCCUACUAUACCCUUAGCAGCACCUUGCCAUGAAUCUCCAUUCGGGGCCUACAAUGCGACAGCAUUAAGAGCAAGAACUCCUCUCGAUGGAACUUCGCUAAACCACAGCAGCUACACUUCUUCCUCCUCAAUCAUGGCGCCUUUCUUCGCUAACCGAAGCUGUGACCUCUUCACUCCUAAAAACGCAAAUUGCAUCAUCGGCACCUAUGUCGACUAUGCUGUGAACGUCAGCUGUGCCAAAGAUGUGCAGAAAACGCUAGCAUUCGCACUCCUCUGGUGCCGGAUCCCUGACCCUCUGGACUCAUCACCUCAAGGAGAUCAAAAUAUUCGACUAUUCUGUACCUCCAGAUUCUACAAGGGAAAAGCGAUGAAGAUGGGCGCGGGUGUGCAGGGCCUUGAGGCCUACCAGGCCGCCAAUGAUCGGGAGCUCGUGGUCGUUGGCGGGGAGUGCGUUGGUCUGGCUGGAGGAUAUACGCAAGGCGGAGGGCAUUCACGGGUUAGCAGCCGAUCAACACAGGGCGUCACAUCUACCUCCCAUCAGGCUUGUGGGCAUGAAGAAUCAAACUGCGACCGAGUGCACAGCGCGUAA